This is a messenger RNA of Artibeus jamaicensis (Jamaican fruit-eating bat), 2914 nucleotides long. RefSeq names its product trophoblast glycoprotein like (gene TPBGL). Lineage: Eukaryota; Metazoa; Chordata; Mammalia; Chiroptera; Phyllostomidae. The coding region runs from base 233 to 1402 and encodes 389 amino acids. Gene Ontology annotation, molecular function: protein binding. Gene Ontology annotation, biological process: negative regulation of canonical Wnt signaling pathway. Gene Ontology annotation, cellular component: plasma membrane. The transcript has a single exon. The record is from RefSeq and is a predicted model, not a curated record.
CAGGGCGAGUAGGGCACCGGGGGCGGGGGGCUCUGCUCCCCGCUUGACCCCUCUCGCGCCAGCCAGGAAAGGGAAGGCUCCUCGGAUUUUACAGCCAGUGGACGGACCGACCGCGACUGCCAGCAUCUGCAGGUCAAGGACUUGCCUCACCCGCCCCCCUCCCCGCCCCCAAGGCGCUCUGAACUCACUGGUGAGAGCGGCGGCCCGGACGCUGGAUGCGGGGGCCGCUGCAAUGGCCCCGCGCGCGGGACAGCCGGAGCCAAGGGGGCCGCUGCUACCGGGGCUGCUGCUCGUGGCGGCAGCGCUGAGCCAGCCCGCUGCGCCCUGUCCCUUCCAGUGCUACUGCUUCGGCAGCCCCAAGCUGCUACUGCGCUGCGCCUCGGGCGCCGAGCUCCGGCAGCCUCCGCGAGACGUGCCGCCCGACGCGCGCAACCUCACCAUCGUGGGCGCCAACCUGACGGUGCUGCGCGCUGCCGCCUUCGCCGGCGGGGACGCGGACGGGGAGGAGGUGGCGGCGGGUGGCGUGCGCCUCCCUUUACUGACCGCUCUGCGCCUCACACACAACAACAUCGAGGUGGUGGAAGACGGUGCCUUCGACGGGUUGCCUAGUCUGGCGGCGCUGGACCUGAGCCACAACCCGCUGCGCGCCCUGGGCGCCGGCGCUUUCCGCGGGCUGCCGACGCUCCGCUCGCUGCAGCUCAACCACGCGCUGGCGCGGGGCGGCCCCGCGCUGCUGGCCGCGCUGGACGCCGCGCUCGUCCCGCUUGUCGAGCUGCGCCUCCUGGGCCUGGCGGACAACGCACUGAGUCUCCUGCCGUCUGCCGCGCUGCGCCUGCCGCACCUCGAGCAGCUGGACGCGCGCCUCAACAAACUGGCCGGCCUGGGCCCCGACGACCUGCGCGCACUUGAGCGGGAUGGCGACUUGCCCGUGCCGCGCCUACUGCUUGCCGACAACCCCCUGCGCUGUGGCUGCGCUGCGCGCCCCCUGCUGGCCUGGCUGCGUAACGCCACAGAGCGCGUCCCCGACGCACGGCGCCUGCGAUGCACAGCCCCGAAGCCCCUGUACGACCGGCCUUUCUUGGACCUGGACGAGGCGCAGCUGCUCUGCGCGGACCGCAACGCCGAAGGUCGUGGGGAAGAAGUAGAACUCACCGGCCCGGAGCUGGAAGCUUCCUAUGUCUUCUUCGGGCUGGUGCUGGCGCUCAUCGGCCUCAUCUUCUUAAUGGUGCUCUACCUAAACCGCCGCGGCAUCCAGCGCUGGAUGCGCAACUUGCGUGAGGCCUGCCGGGACCAGAUGGAGGGCUACCACUACCGCUACGAACAGGAUGCCGACCCGCGCCGUGCGCCCGCCCCAGCCGCCCCCGCCGGCUCCCGCGCCACUUCCCCGAGCUCGGGCCUCUGACCUUUGCCUGUUCGAGGUUGGGGGUGCCCCUGCCAGCUGAGGCCUGAAGCAGUGGGUAUGGGACACCCGUGAGCUUGGUGGGGCUUUUGAGACUUGCCCCUGACCUGCCUGAGACCUUUGAAUUCUGGCAUCACCUCCUGUCCCACCCCACCCACACACACACCUGGAGACCCCAAACUGCACCCCCUUCUUCCCAGCCUCUAAGAACUCUCACCAUCAAAGACCCAGAUACCCACCUUCUGAUUCCAGAAACCCUACCCACCCGUCCCAGGCUCCGGACCCAUCAACUCCCCUCAGGGCCUCUUAAGACUCACCCGGAGACCUUGUCCUAAAAUCUGAAAGCCCUGAGAUUGCAUCCACCAAGCUCUUCCUGAGCCUUUACUCUCAGCAGGAAGCACCCUAGACUUCAUGGACCCCCAUCUCCAGCUCGGGCCCUCACAUCCCAUUUGGGUCUCAGAAGCAGAGCACUCCCACGAAAAGGUUUUUGUGGAUUUUGAGCCUUUUUUCUCAUACCAGAGCUCCGAGCCCUCCAUCCUGCAUAGAUACCCCUGUCCUGGGGCUCUGAAGUGUUCAGGGGCUCUCCCCUACUCAGAGGGUGUGUUAGUACCACCCCCACCCCCGCUCUGGCUCAGGCCCCUCCCUUCUUUGGCCCCUGCUUGGGGCUCAGCUCCCUUGGUCUCUCCCACCCCAGAGACAGGCGCACACUGUCUGCACACACUGUGUAGCCUUAGAGUGGAGCCCAUCCUCAGCGUUUCCCGCUGGGGCUCUGAUCCCCUAGCACUCAGUGUUUGCCCCAAUCUCAGACUCAGCUCUUCCCCCGAUCUGAGUUACAACCCCUGCCCAAGUCUUAGGCUCUUGAUUCCACCCACAUUUGUAGCUUACACUCAAUAUUCACCCCUCCUACUCACUACUAGGUCAGGGUCCAAUGAGGAAUCCAUCCCUGAAAUGUGCUCACCCUUUUUACCUCCUAAAAUGAAGUCUCCAGCCCAGCAAGACAGGUGCAGUUGCCACACACCUCAUCCAUACUGGUGGGUCUCCACGGAGAAAGGAGAUUCCUGAGGAUGCAAGUCAGGCCUCAGAACCAGGGUCACCCCCUCACCAUGGCCUCAGUGAGGGGUAAGGAAGGGGUCUCUGAAGGGCUGGGAGCUGCUGCGUACAUGCUGUUUCCCACCCAUGUGUCUCCACCCCUAAGGAUUUCCUGCUGCUGUGUUCCCUACCCGCCACUCCAUGCCUUCUGGAAGAGGGAGGGGGUCUCACCUCCUGUCUCAGGCACACGCCCUUUUGUUCAGGGUCAGAGCCUCAGCAACCUGCCUUCUGCAUGAUCCCAAAGCACAAUUGGUGAGUGGGGAGGUGGGUGCCUCUCCCUGACUCCCACCCCUCGGUCAGGCAGAAUGGCUGGCCUGUGCUGCCUCUGCACACGGGAAGUCACCCUCCGACACACUGGUUGAGGCCCACCUUCUCACCCCUACCCCAGUAAUCUGAUGUCCCUCGGGCAGUUUUCUAUAAAGUCUG